Messenger RNA from Medioppia subpectinata, 1870 nucleotides. The record is from the annotation of a GenBank genome assembly. Lineage: Eukaryota; Metazoa; Arthropoda; Arachnida; Sarcoptiformes; Oppiidae.
AUGGCUGCCAUUCACGCCCUCAACCCCAAGGCUGAGAUCGCCCGACACUCGCAGGCGUUGGCCGUCAAUAUUAGCGGCGCUAAAGGUCUUCAGGAAGUGUUGAGAACCAAUUUGGGACCAAAAGGGACGAUGAAAAUGCUUGUCAGCGGCGGUGGAGAUAUUAAGAUCACCAAAGAUGGCAAUGUAUUGCUCCACGAAAUGCAAAUACAACACCCGACGGCUUCACUCAUAGCGAAGGCGUCGACCGCACAGAAUGACGAGACCGGCGACGGAACCACUUCUACAGUGCUUCUCAUUGGAGAGCUCUUAACACAAGCGGAUCGCCAUAUCAGUGAAGGAUUACAUCCGCGAAUAGUCGCCGAUGGAUAUGAUUUGUCCCGAAAGAAGGCUUUGGAAGUGUUAAACGCUAUGAAAGUGGAGAAUAAGGGCAUCGAUCGCAAUACUUUGAUUAAUGUGGCGAAGACUUCGUUGCAAACAAAAGUGAACAACAAAUUGGCCAAUCAUUUGACUGAUAUCUGUGUGGACGCCGUUCUCGCCAUCAGACAAGAGGGCAAACCUAUUGAUCUGUUUAUGGUUGAGAUCCAAGAGAUGCAACACAAGUCGAUUGAAGAUACGAGUCUAGUGAAGGGUCUGGUCUUAGAUCACGGGGCGAGACAUCCAGACAUGAAGAGACACGUGAAAAAUGCUUUCAUUCUGUCGUGUAAUGUGUCUCUUGAAUACGAAAAGACUACAGUUCACUCGGGAUUCUUCUAUAAAACGGCCGAAGAGAGGGAACGUCUGGUCGGAGCCGAACGCAAGUUUAUCGACGACAGAGUGAACAAAAUCAUUGAAUUGAAGAACAAAGUGUGCGGCGAUGACAAGGAGAAGGGCUUUGUGGUGAUCAACCAGCAGGGAAUCGAUCCCAUCUCUCUGGAUAUGUUGGCGCGCGAGGGUAUUGUUGCCCUCCGACGGGCCAAACGCCGCAAUAUGGAGCGCCUGACACUCGCCUGCGGAGGCUUUCCCAUGAAUUCGUUGGACGAUUUGAACGCCGAGUGUCUGGGAUAUGCGGGUCAGGUCUAUGAGCACACACUCGGAGAGGAGAGAUAUACGUUUGUGGAGGACCUGAAGAACCCGUUGUCGGUCACAAUUCUGAUCAAAGGUCCGAAUAAGCACUCUAUCAUUCAGGCCAAGGAUGCCAUUUAUGACGGACUCCGAGCCAUCAAGAAUGCAAUUGAAGACAAGUGUGUGGUUCCGGGCGCCGGCGCUUUCGAAAUAGCCCUCCACUCAGCGCUCGUCAGCUAUAAGAAUGAAGUGAAAGGAAAGGCACAGUUAGGAGUCCAGGCGUUCGCCGAUGCGCUGCUCAUUAUACCCAAAACGUUGGCCUUUAAUGCGGGCUUUGAUCAGCAGGACGUCAUCAUUAAGUUAUUGCAAGAAUACAACUCAACUAAACAACCCGUCGGCGUCGACCUCAACACUGGAGAGGCCAUCAAUCCAUUAGAUGUGGGAAUUCUGGACAACUUCAAAGUGAAGAAACAACUCAUUAACUCCUGUACGACAAUCGCUUGCAAUCUGUUAUUAGUGGAUGAGAUUAUGAGAGCGGGUCUGACAUCACUUAAGGGCGACAAAAUCUAAAAUCAUUUUUGUAAUUAAUUAAAUUAAACGGAAACUAAUUUUUUUAAUAAUUUGUUUAAUUAAUUAUCAAUAUUUACAUUUAAACACAAGAAAAGUACACAUUUUUUGUGAGCGAUUUUAUCAAUUAAAAAAUCCAAAACCUGAUAAGAGUUAACCGAUUGCACCGUUCGAAACAUAUUUAUAAUGUUUUUCUUAAUUGUUUUUAAUUAAAUAAAAGUUAACAAUAAAAAGGAGAAAUAAAUUUGAAAUGAAUUUACAC